Messenger RNA from Linum trigynum, 5232 nucleotides. The record is from the annotation of a GenBank genome assembly. NCBI's taxonomy places the organism in Eukaryota, Viridiplantae, Streptophyta, Magnoliopsida, Malpighiales, Linaceae.
GCACGACACUAGAGAAGGUAGCACGAGGGUGCAAUUGGGUUAAUAAUAAGCUAGGACGCAAGUUAAGUCAACACGUCGUGGGAUGUUAAAUAAGAGAUUGAGGCGUACAGCGAUCAUCAGUAAGAAAGAAAGGAUGUAAGAAAUGUGACCAACCCAAGUAGAAUCUCAAAGGCUCUCAAGAUCAAGUACCUCAUCGACAUGAUGGAUAGUAGUUUUUUCAAUUAGUUAACCAACUACUUGGACGUUAGCGAACAGAUCCUCAUCAUCAACCUAGAGAAGGAAGGAGGAAUGUUGCAAAGGUCUGUGGAGGUAGAAUCAAAUGUGCGAGGACUUCAACUCCAAACACCAGCAAAGAGGUGCCAAUUGAAAGGGAAUACCUCAAGGAUUUUGAAGGAGUUGAGAGAGUAGUACGAGGAUUCUACUACUAGGCAGCAGGGCGAGGAUCUAAUAAGCAAAAGCAAACAAAUAGGAGAACUAUGAAUCUCCGAAGAAAGAGCUACAGUCACUAGAUGUCAGUAGCUAUAAUAAUGGGAGGAUUUCAGGGUCCUUGACCCUAAGCAGUGGCGAGGAAGCAACGAGCCAAGAAACGAAGAGGUACCACGAGAAGUCCCUCAACUAGUUUUAGUGGUCAACGCUAUUACAACAUAGUGACAAGGAGCAGUGAAAAGCUUAGACUUCAAGAGAAGCUAGGGUAGUGUAAAUGAAGUAAAUGAGGAAGUAAGUAGGUUAAAGGGGGUAUGAAAGGACGUCAAGAAGUCAAUAGAUUAAGGAGGAGGGGAGGCAUGGUCAUUUACAUAUGACGAUGAAGGAACCCUUGUAGAUAAAUAUGUCAUCCAGAAGAGGGUACAUGACCUGGGCAAUUAGGUCGGUAGCAAGCCUUUAUAAGAAACCAGACAAGAGUCAAGAUGAUCGAGGUAGAAAACAAACUUGGAUCAAGAAUAAAAAUGUGCUAGUGAACAAGGUCAAGCUAGAAAGAGGAUGUAUUGGGAUAUGAGAGACCCUACAAACUACCCAGAUCACAAAAGGUCAGGAGGUCGUUGAGACCAUUGAAAGGGGGAAUGCAAGAGUUCACGAUGAUUUGUUAUGGGAUUGUCCUAUCCUAAGUGGAGGGAACACCUAGCCACCUAGGGUACAAGAGGGGUGACAGAAGGAGGAACCUCUCUACUAAGUUGGAACUAGAGGGCUGAGAUCUCAGAACUAGCUAUAGAGUAAGAUCAAAGCUGGUGCCAACCGAGUAUAGACAAGUAAAUGGAAUGCUCAAUAAAUGUUCUAGUGAAUGGCAGAGAAUUUGAGGAAACACAUGGAAAUUCCGAUGAAGGAUUGAGAAUAUGUGUAGGUGACUCAGUGUACAAGAAAAUGCAUAGUGGAGUACGACGAGGAAAAGCAUUACCAAGAAGGAGGAAAUCAUUAAGUUACCUUACCCAAGGUGCCCCACUCUGAGCGAGUACGACAUAGUAGGAUGUCAUCCAUAAAGGAAGGCCAGUUAAGGAUAAAUUAGUGAUAUUUAGUUAAGCCACUGAAAGCCAUGACUAAGAGAUUAAGGAUAUGUACAAGCAUCGGUCGAGACAAAAGACGUGGAUGAGGUAUGUUCAAGCCUACCAGGGGCAAGCCAUUAUUGGAAGCUUUGACCCAAAACAACAACGAGCAGAUACUCAACAGAGUUUGGUGACCGAAAAUAGUACAAAGCAUCAACAGAAGGGUAGUAAAAGUAAAGAAGCAAGGAGAACAUCAUAGGACGCUAAAGGAAAUAAAAUAAAAUAAAAUAAAAUAAAAGAGUGGUUGCCGACCGGACAAUGAAUGCGUGAAAGAUGAUAGUUGGGACGUGGUCAAGCACCAUCGUGAGUAGAAGUCGUGGGUGUCAUCUGUCAAGUCUACCUAGAGAAAGUUUCUAGUGGAAAUGUUGGCUCUGACGUAUGGCGAGGAGCUACUAAACUGAGUAGAUCAAAGCUAGUACCAAGCAUCGAUGAAGGAGUUGUGGAAGUAAGGAGGAAAUCACAAGGCUAUAAUGAAAGUUAUGGUGAAAAGGGUGGUAGUUGAUAAAACGACAGAUUCAGAGAGAAAGAUAGUUAGGAAGAGCCGGUGAAAGAAUAUGAAGGUCAACAAGGAGGCGUUAAGGUGAUUGCCAGUGGAGAAUAAGUUGGACCAUAGGAAGCCCAUCAAGAACUGAGAAGCUCAAUGGUCAACUUUAAAGUAGAAGUGGGGUGGUCCAGAACGGUCGAAGAGAAAAGCCUUAUGGUCAAGAGUACAUAUAAGAACUAUCGUAAGCUAUUCAAGACAAGGUAACGGCACGCCAUUGAAGUUCAUAUAGAAAGAGUGAAAUGUUGAGCCAAAGAAGCACGAGAAUGAGUGAGUUAUCAUUCGACCAAGAAGCACACAAAUUAGAGGGAAGGAAUCAUAGCUCGAGGUUGUACAAAGUAAAUGAAGUAUAAAUCCCGAUAGUGGAAGGAUUACCUCAAGUGGGACUUUGGGUUGUCAAGAUGAACAAAUUUCGAGGUCGAAAUUUUUCUUAAGGAGGGGGGAAUGUGAUUCCUCGACUUCGAUUUAAGGUCCAACAAGUACUGACUGAGCUAUACCAAUAAAUUGAAUCGAAAAUUUUGUUCCUUCACCCAAAUGGUGGAAUUUGUAAGGACAAGUAGCCACUCAAAGCUACUCGAUGCUAGCGAGCUGGUUGAGAACACCUUUUAUGCUGAAGAGGAAAUAACUUGAGGUAAGGUAAACUAUACGGGACAAGCAACGGACAUCAUCGAAGUUCAUAAAGCGAGAGUAAAUUUUUGAGGCAAGGAAGUACCAGAAUGGUGUUGGCAAAGGAAUGAGAUUCAAGCAAAUUUCGGGGACGAAAUUUUUAUAAGGGUGGAGGAAAUGUUACACCCCGACCUUUGGGUUCAGCUUCGACCAUAAUACGUGAACGGUUGGAUUAACGGUUACGUACGAAGAGUUGCAACCGGGGAUUAGGAAUAAUAAUAAUAAUAAUAAUAAUAAUAAUAAUAAUAAUAACUAUUAUUACUAUUAUUAUUAUUAGUAUUAGUAUAAAAAAAAACUUCCGUCUCCACUCCGCUUCAAAUUCUAGGGUUCCUCGUUCUCCCAUUCCGCUCCAAGCUUUUCAAGAGAUCAAUUACGAUGGAAGCGAAAUCAGUGCAUGGCGUUGCGUGGUGAUUUCGGAUGAGCAAGUGGUGCAGAUGACCACCAUUAAUGAUGCGCUGAGGGAGAGGCGCCAAUUCCUACAGCUCGAGAGCUGCCUGCUUCCUGACCAGCUAGCUUGCAGCGGCAAUCGCCCUUCCUUCCCGGCCAUCACCUGCUUCAGUUAAUCGCAAACGUGGGCCUCUACAAGCAAGUAGGACAAAGCAACCAGGACCAUUGUUCAAUUCGGCGGGAUUAGUAAUGUCGGUCUGAUCGAGCCAGCUGGGUUCUGACUUAAGAGACCAGUUCAUGGAAUUGGAACUCCGAUCAUGGCGGAUGCGGGGCUGGUCGAGGAGAUGGUGAACGUCGAAGAGGGAGGGAAGAUUGUUCCCAGCUCGUUGGAAUCAGGAAGUAGCAGUGUGGAGAUGGGGAGGAGCUUCGAUCAUCUUGAACAGGAUCAUCAUGAUUUGUCAAAUUUUCUCAUGGUACUUGGAUGCGCCUUCUUCAUUGGGGGGAUUGUUCAUCGUGAUAAGAAGGUUCAGGUUUUCAAUAAGGCAGCUCCAGUUGUUGAUUCUGGAUUGUUGCUGGUGGCAGUGAUGGGGAUCAUGAUACCAGGUGUGCUUCAUUCAACUAACACAGAAGUUCAGCUCGGAAAAUCAGAGUUGUCGCUUUCAAGGUUCAGCAGCUGCAUGAUGCUCCUCGCAUAUGCUAGUUACCUUUUCUUCCAGCUUAAAAGUCACAGCUACUGGGAACUCUACUGCAUACGCCGCCACCAUAAUGGUUGCCACCAAAGAUAAGCUUGAUUUAACCCUUGGCGUUGCGAUUGGAUCAUCCACUCAGAUAGCCAUGUUUGCGAUCCUUUUUUUAUGUGGUGGUUGGGUGGAUAGUGAACCAACCAAUGGACUUGAACUUCCAACUCUUUGAGACGGCUACCCUUUUGAUCAUCAUGGUGAUUGUUGCAUAUACACUACAGGGCUUAACGUGAAGCUGGUCUAUUCCAAACCCGACCAAUACAAGAAAGAGGAAGAACUUGGAACCUCUGAGCACAACCAACAAAACCUAUCGAACUUAUAGGUGGAGACCUUCAACGGUUAAGUAAGGUGAGUGUAAAGGGGGUAAAUUCUACGCCUUACGUAUUCUUUUAAGUAUUAUGAUUUUAAGUAUUGUAGCGAUUUGGUUAUCGUUGCUUGGUUAUGUGUAUGAUUGAUUAUUUGUGCUUUGCUUGAGUUAGUUUGAGGUGUUUUUGUUUGAGUUAUGACUUGAAGUGAAUGGUUAUUAUUUACCUUGAAAAUUUUAUGAGUAUAAGUUAUUGUUAAAGUUUAAGAAACAAGGUCUUUUUAAGAAGUAGCUCACCUUCAAGAAAGUGAAGUCGAUUUAAUUGUUUUUAGUCACUAGCGCCAGUCCGUUGCCAUUAAGAUUUUCAGAUAGAGCAGCAGUUAUGCUCUUCAGACUUUUAAGAUGAGCAGCAGUUAUGCUCUUGAGAAUCGUGGUGAAGAGCCACCACGAUAAGUUUAAGAUGUUAGGGGGAUGAAUCGUUACGACUUCCCUAACUAAGUUUAAGUUUAAGGAAAGCCUGAGUGGCUUCUCAUGCGUAUGAGUUGGCAACUAGACUAGCUAGUGAGGGAUCCCGUGUCAGUCAAGUUUUUAAGUUAAGAUUUGAGCUUUAAGAGAGGAGAGUAACUGCAACUCCCUCAAAGUUUAAGAGUUAAGAUUUUAAGAUUGGAAGUACAAAAAACUUCCCUCAGUAUGAGUUUAAGUGUUUGAGAAGAAGUGCAACAUUAUUAGAACGUUUAAAACGUAAGGGCGUAGACUGACCCCAUCUCACUCACCAAUUUGAGGAGUAAGAGGAGCAGUUAGUGAGCAGCGAGUUCGAGGGCAGCCAGCUAGAGGAGAGCAGUAUAAGUGUCACGGAGGAUGCUUAGUCAAAGAUUUCAGUAGCAACAACUUCAGGGUAUUAGUUAUUUACAUUUACGAUUAUGAGUACAGACUUGAGAUUAUUUUGAGAUCAGACUGAGAUUUUCAAGUUUGAGUUUAGUUUGCCCACGUGUUAGGGCUUUGCCUUGAACUACAAGUGUGUGUUUUCAGUAUUUUAUUUAUUAAAAAUUUUCUCAGUUG